UGUGUAUCUCACAUAUAAUCGAUUCCUUAAAUAAGGAUUCAGGGGAGGCAAUCGCCCCCUUAGCCUCCCCUAAAAUACGCCCCUGUAAUAAUUCAGGGUCUUGUUAACAAAGAGCAUCAACGGAAUGAACGAUUUUCCAUUUAUUUUAAAUGCAUAUACAAAUAAUAACAACUAUAGCACAUUUUGUCUUAGUGACAUAGGCGGAAAUUAGGGGAGGUUUGAGGAGUCUUAGCCCCCUCAAAAUGUACAAAUAGAAAAAUUAGCCCCCUCAAAUAAUUGAUCACUGCAGGUUACUGCAAUAAAUAAUAAUAAAUAUUAACUUUCAAUUCAAAUAUUGUUGGAACGCGAAUAAAACAUUUAGAGAAUAUUAUAGAAAAAAAAAUAGGAUGUGAUAUAUUUUCUGAUUUCAUUGUCAAAUGCCUAAGUCCAUACAGAGGCACAGCAUAAUAAAUAUUUAAGAAUCAAUGUAUAUUAGUUUAUUAGUACCUAUAUUGCACGCAUAGAAAAAUAAAGUCAGAUAAUUCCAACUUUUCAUCGCGCCAGUGACUAUUUUAAUUUCAGUUUAUAAUAAUUUGUACAUAUUAUUUGCUUUGUCGACUUGUCGUACUUACAAAAUGUCAAAAAUAUCAAAAAAAUGGAACGGAGAUUUAAUUAUAAAAUUUUUCGAGCUCUACGAAAAUCAUCCGUGCUUAUGGGAUGUAUUUUCAAAAACCUAUAAAGAUAGGAUUGCGCGGGAAGAUGCAUAUAGGGAAAUUGGAAAUGCUAUGAACAUAGAUGGAUUUGAAUCGGCGGAAGUGAAAGCAAAAAUAAGAUCUUUGAGGAAUGCUUAUACUCUAGAAUUAGCUAAAAUUCAAAAAAGCAAGAAAUCUGGAGCAGGAGUAGAUGAUACAUAUAAGCCAAAUGUAAAAUGGUUUCCUAUUGCUCAUCGAAUUUUGCACCAAGUAGUACAAACGAGAGAUUCACAAUCAACUGAAAUAAAUGGUCAAAAAAAUGUUUUGAAUGAAACUACGAAAGACUAUGAGGAUACAGACGACACGGAGUUCGGAAAUGAGUCUAAUAAUAUGGAUAAAACGAUCAAUUUUCCUUCUCCAAGUCAUACUCAAAAUACCAAGAGAUUAGCUUCAAAAUUAAACAUUGCACCAAAAAAAUCAAAAACUUUUAAUAAAUCUUAUAUAAACAGCACAGAACGUGCUAUACAACAUCUUCGAGAAAUAUCGAGCAAGUUGGACGAAAAACCGGAGGAAAAUGAAUUUGACUUUUUCGGAAAAACUAUAGCAUGUAUGUUGAAAAAAAUACCAGAAACAUUGGCUGUAGAAUCGAUGGUACAUAUUCAAUCAUACUUGGCUCAACAACGUUUAAAAAGCACAGUUAAUCAAAAUCAUCAAACUUCUGCUAUUAAUGAAAAUAUAAUGUUUUCACCAUCAACAUCAAAUUACAAUAGUUAUUCUAGUCCAUCUGCUACGGCUUCACCAAUCAAUACUUUUGAAUACUCAAGUAAUGAAAAUUCUCAAAAUACUCAAUCGGAUAUUUUAGCGAGUGCAGUUACAAACAUUUUACAGGAAGAUAUGUAUUUGUUAAAUGAGUAA
Molecule: messenger RNA, 1586 nt
Organism: Sipha flava (yellow sugarcane aphid)
Lineage: Eukaryota; Metazoa; Arthropoda; Insecta; Hemiptera; Aphididae
Exons: 2
Coding region: 615-1586 (323 amino acids)
Source: RefSeq, a predicted model, not a curated record